CAUUCGCAUCGUCAAGUCAAAAGUCUGUCGGUCGCUCGAUCGGUCGGGUGUUCUGGUUAGUGAAACUUACGUAAUUUUCGCGACAGGAUUGGGAUUUCUCUAGAUUCCCUCUUCUGAUUGAAAUUCAAAUUCAGUUUUCAAGAUAAAAUACCACUAUCAGUGCAGUGUGAAAAUCGGUGAAUGAUUAGGUGUGGUAACUAGUGCAGUGAACGAAUGUGCGAAAAAUCGAUUCAAAAGUGACGAAAUAAAACAGAGAAGAGCCACUUCCUGUCCACCAAACCGAAUAAGGCUGGAAUUGCAGUGCCCAUUGGAGAGAAAUCGAUUUUGGUGCUGUAACGUGGUCACGUAAUAAGGCGGAAAGGAAAGCCCAAGUGUCUGCAUUUCGAAGCUAGUUUAAUCAGAACGGAAAAAUGCUCGCAGUCUGUAAAAGUGGCGGUCUGCUCGUUAGCAGUUUGCAAAGGUACGGCAUUCGCUGCAUAGGCUCAGUGGUGCCAGAUGCUAAGCUGCCGGAAUAUCCGCUCGUAAAUGAACCGGUCCUGGAGUACAGAAAGGGAUCCAAAGAGCGCAAAGAAAUCGAAGCGGCUUUGAAGAAAACCGCCGCAACCUUAGAAGAUGUCCCGAUCAUCAUCGGAAACGAAGAGUUUCGCACCAACAACGUACGGCAUCAGGUGAUGCCGCACAACCACAGCAAAAAGAUCGCUCAGUUCUACUGGGCCGACAAGAAGCUGGUGGAAAAGGCCAUCAAGACUGCCACCGAAACGCAGGUCAAAUGGGACAAAACUCCGCUGAGCGAACGAAUCAAGAUUUGGCAGAAGGCAGCCGAUCUUAUGGCUGGUCCAUAUCGGCAAGAACUGAACGCCGCCACCAUGCUCGGACAGGCCAAGACUGUGAUCCAGGCGGAGAUUGAUUCCGCUGCAGAGUUGAUAGAUUUUAUUCGAAUGAACACCGUCUAUCUGAGGGAAGCGAGCAAAUAUCAACCGAUUAGUGAAAAUAGCAAAGUGACAAAGAAUUCGAUGCGGUUCCGUGGUAUCGAUGGAUUCGUCGCGGCGGUCAGCCCGUUCAACUUCACGGCCAUCGGAGGAAAUCUAGCCUACACUCCUGCUUUGAUGGGCAACGCAGUCCUGUGGAAACCCUCGGACACGGCUCUCCUGUCGAACUAUGUCAUCUUCAAGAUCAUGCGUGAGGCUGGUGUCCCACCCGGUGUGGUCAACUUCAUUCCAACCGAUGGUCCGGUGUUUGGAGACACGAUCACCGCAUCGCCCCAUCUAGCUGGUAUCAAUUUCACCGGCUCGGUACCCACCUUCAACCGGUUAUGGCGUCAGGUUGGAGAGAAUAUCAACAUCUACAACAACUUCCCACGACUGAUUGGUGAAUGUGGUGGUAAGAAUUACCACUUCGUGCAUCCUUCGGCUGAUGUGCAGUCGGUUGUGAUUGGAACCAUACGAUCGUCCUUCGAAUUCUGCGGGCAGAAGUGCUCGGCUUGCUCACGAAUGUACGUUCCUGAAUCGCUAUGGCCCAAGGUGAAGGAAGGUCUGCAGAAGACGAGAGAUACGCUGAAGAUUGGAGAUGUUGCCGACUUUUCCAGCUUCACAUCGGCGGUAAUCGACGAUAAGGCAUUUAAUCGGAUCAAAUCGUACAUUGAUCACGCCAAGAGUUCCAAGAACUUGGAAAUCAUUGCCGGUGGUAAGUGUGACGAUAGCAAAGGGUACUUUAUCGAGCCGACGAUUGUGCAUUCGUCCGACCCGUUGGACAAGAUUAUGGUUGAGGAAAUUUUCGGCCCGGUGCUGAGUAUCUACGUCUACAAGGAUAAGGAUCUGGAUCAGGCUAUGAAACUGGUUGGCAACUCGACGAGGUUUGCCCUCACCGGUGCAGUAUUCUCGAAGGAUGAAGCGUUCCUGAAGCGCGCUUUGGAAGAAUUCAAACUGACAGCUGGUAACUUCUAUCUUAAUGACAAAUCCACUGGAUCGGUGGUAGGACAACAGCCAUUUGGCGGUGGUCGAAUGUCAGGAACCAACGACAAGGCCGGUGGUCCACACUACGUUCUCCGGUGGACAACACCACAAUCCAUAAAGGAAACCUUUGUUCCGCUGGAUGAAGUCGACUACCCGUAUAUGCGCGAAUAAGCGCUGCCAGCAAAUAUCUAGUGCAUUCGUUGCACUUUUUGUGAUUUGAAAGAAAAUCAAUUCUGCAUCCUUAGAACACCCGUACACCCAUUAUGUGAAUUUUUGUCGUACCUACUUUCUGGCACUAUUUUUCCUCGAAAAAAGCCACGAAUUUCAACUAAAAGCAAGAUGUGGGAAAGCCAAACCCACGCUAACCCGAAAGCACCUAGAAGUAUUGUUUUAUCCCUAAGUCUCGAUAACAGAAAUGGCUCGCAGUAGCGUCACGCUUUCUUGAGCCCAAGUGAUAUUUGAUUCUCAAUUCGAGUUUCACAUAAUGUAUUGCGUACCUUUGAAAAGAUAAACUAAAAACACUCAUAUAUCACUCACGAGCAUUUUUGUGUUAAACAACCCUUGCACCGGCAGACGCUUGUUAGAUCUGAUCAUAAUUGUGUACCACACUACCACUUUUGGUUAGUCAGUUUUCGUUUGUUUUUUGCAGGAAACACAUUGCUACUUUAAGAUUUAAGUAAUCUUGUGAAUAAAUUUCUAACUGUGUUAUCCAGCGUUUAGUUACCUUCGAAUAUGUUCCCUAAUUUUGUGCUUUUAUUUUGUGGAUCCUGAUUAUCGAAGCUUUUAAAUUGCCACCAAUAAAUUCAUACCAAUUGACAAUAUGAUGAGAUGAUGAGAUAAAUUCUAUGCAACUGAGUAGCUGCGUAACUAGAUAAUUAUUUUGCUUAAGGAAAAAGUAUCAAAAGUAUAUAACCCAUAUGCUAUAAACCAUAAAACUAGCUGUUGUUACUGGAAAACGAAAACAAAAGAAUAAACUUUAUCACAGACAAAUGUAACACAACAACCAAACCAAGAGUAGUCACCCUAUACCAUACGCAGCACAGGCAACGAUUAUGUAGUCGCAACAAUAAACUAAUCUGUAUACCAGUCACUGUAAAACGCAACCAAAGUUUGAUUUUGCGCCAUAAUUACAUACAAGCAUCUGAUUCGUCGUCUUCGAGCACCACAGCACUCUCGAAAAACCCAUAACUAAACUAAGUAUGACAUUUCUGAUGAGAACGAUCGAAACUUGACUAACGUACUGUUGCUGAAACAAAUAAACGAUAAAAAACCAAUAUUCGGGUAACUACUGUGUAGUGGGCAGUGCACUGUUUUGGAGCCACGGUUUGGCUUCGGAAAAUGUCCGCUAUACAAACGCUACCUUUGAAUGUGUGUAAAUCAUAUGGAUAACCCAAGCCAACUGGGUCAAACUGAGAUAUAAUUAAUUAAGCGAAUAAGAAAGAACGGAAACCGAGUUAAUAAAUGUUUAAAAUUAAA
Ochlerotatus camptorhynchus is the source of this 3428-nucleotide messenger RNA. RefSeq names its product delta-1-Pyrroline-5-carboxylate dehydrogenase 1 (gene P5CDh1). Gene Ontology annotation, cellular component: mitochondrial matrix. Gene Ontology annotation, molecular function: L-glutamate gamma-semialdehyde dehydrogenase (NAD+) activity. The transcript is spliced from 7 exons. The coding region runs from base 411 to 2123 and encodes 570 amino acids. The record is from RefSeq and is a predicted model, not a curated record. Lineage: Eukaryota; Metazoa; Arthropoda; Insecta; Diptera; Culicidae.